Pocillopora verrucosa is the source of this 1774-nucleotide messenger RNA. RefSeq names its product 2-acylglycerol O-acyltransferase 2-A. The record is from RefSeq and is a predicted model, not a curated record. Gene Ontology annotation, biological process: triglyceride biosynthetic process. Gene Ontology annotation, cellular component: endoplasmic reticulum membrane. Gene Ontology annotation, molecular function: diacylglycerol O-acyltransferase activity. NCBI's taxonomy places the organism in Eukaryota, Metazoa, Cnidaria, Anthozoa, Scleractinia, Pocilloporidae.
AAAUUUUCUGUUGAGAGUGCAUUUGACCAAAGUUCAAACUCCAGCAGAGAGAGAAAGAUCGAUUAUAUGCUUCAUAAAGGGAAAUUUCCUCACGAGAAGAAACACUUUCGCUUGCCUUUACUAGUAAGAUGGCCACAAGACAAAGAAAGAAGAUGGAUUUCUCGUUCUCCUUUUCCUUUUUCGAGGAGCCGCUUCAAAUUGGAGUUGUUUUUAUGAUGACCGGGUUGUUCAUCUUUGGACACACGAUAGGAAUACUUCUCUCGUUUUACGUUCUCCUUACCCCCGUCUACGGCUUCAUGGUCAUUUAUUUGUUCUGGACUUAUUUCUUUGAUUUGAAAACAUCCUCGAAAGGAGGAAGAAGGUCCGAGACAUUUCGCAAGCUGAAAAGCUGGGAGUAUUUUCGAGACUACUUUCCCGCACGACUUGUAAGAACAAAGCGGCUGGAUCCAAGAAGGAACUACAUUCUCGGAUACCAUCCUCAUGGAAUCAUGUGUUGUGGAGCUUGGAUCAAUUUUGCUACAGAAGCCACUGGAUUCAGUAGACUUUUUCCGGGCAUAAAAUCACAUCUUCUCACUCUAACUUUGAUGUUCAAAUUUCCACUGUGGAGAGACUUUGUAAUGGCAGGUGGAGUGUGUGAUGUCUCCAAAGAAAGUAUUCGUCAUAUAGUGACUAAGCAGGGGACUGGGAAUGCUGCAGUGAUUGUGAUUGGUGGAGCAGCAGAAUCUCUUGAUGCCCGUCCAGGAUCUUACACUCUGACCCUAAGAAACCGGAAAGGAUUUGCAAAGUUGGCUUUGCAGACAGGAGCAUAUCUUGUUCCUGUGUUUUCCUUUGGUGAAAAUGAAAUAUAUAAUCAAGUUGACAACCCAAGAGGUUCAAGACUGCGAGCUUUUCAAAACAAGUUGAUGAAAAUACUGUCCUUUGCACCACCACUGUUUUUUGGAAGAGGAAUCUCACGUAUCUUGCCCACAUUUCUGCCAUACAAAAGACCAAUAUGUACUGUUGUUGGUGCACCAAUACCAGUAAAGAAAGCUGUAGCAAAUCCAAGUGGACAACAAAUAAACAGACUUCACAAGAAAUAUGUUCAGGGACUUAUUAACCUUUUUGACCAGCAGAAGCACAGAUAUGGCCUGCCAAGAAGUGUUAAACUGCGAAUUGUCUAGAUGGGAUUGUGAAGCAGCUUAUUAUGAGCAGAGAGCUCUAUUUACUCUUAAAUCAAAUUAUAUUCUGUAAAAUAAGAUAUACCAGACUCUAAGUAAUGUACUCAGCCAUCUAUUACUUUUACAUGUGAGUUCCCAAAUGGUCUUGGAGAUGUGGUGUAUGAGUCCAGGAUAUCAACAUAGUUGUGUUUUCUGUGGUGAUGAUUUGACUUCUGUGCUUGAGUAAGAAUUAUGAACACUUUUUCACACAGUAUCCUGAAGGAAGGCCAUGGUCACAUUUAAUUUUAUAUUCAACCUAGAAGUUGAUGGAUAUAUUGUAACCCAGUGUUCUAUGGAUAUUAGUUUGCCUUUCAUGAAAUUUAUAUGGAAGAGUGAAAUAAAAUUUACUAGGGAAGUUAAACUCAACUCAAAAUUAGAGUUAUGAAUUUUUGUAAGGGAGAAACCUGUAAUCAGUUUUGUCCCAUUCUGGGCAUAUAAGCCGUUAAAAUACAUUGGAUCUCAUUUUAUUAUUUAAAAAUAAUAUAUUUGAUUUUUAUAACAGAAGAUUUAUCAAAAAAGUUUCUAAAACAUUAUUUUUACUUUUGAUUAUAAGAAGAGUGAUCGUUAAUAUAACUAUU